CAGAUGUUAGCAUGGAGCUGGCAGUGAAAAAAGAGUACAAAAGCGUGAGUGAGGCAGAUAAACGAGUCUUAAAACAAAAGCGUUUGGUUCUUGCAAACCUGGCAUCAUCACCGGCUCCUCCAGUAAGAUGGUAUUCAAAUCCCAAAUCAGCGAACGCCAUUGGACAACAUGUAAAAGGGAAACAACUUAGACAAAACAAUAACGGCCCUGACAAUGAAGACAACAAUCGUCGAAAACAAGCUUCUUUCGAUGGUGAACUUACAGCUUCCGAAGUGGUUGAGCAGUUGGAAAAGUGGAUGAUACGCAAAACCCAACGUUUGAGGAAAGCGCCACAAUCUUUUGGUAAAAAUUACAAAAAAACCAGUCAUAGUCGGUGGAAAUUUUGCGUACACGCGGAUAAGCGAGAGAUGUUACAAGAUCUCAUACAUUCACUACAGCUAAUACCUACUAAAAUGCACAUGCUCUGGGAGCUGGCGUCCUGUAUCUGCUCUGCCGUCAACGCUGAUGGAUUUCGAUUAUAUUUGAAGGAUGAAUCGGAUGUCAAAUCAUUACAUCUUUGUCUGAGCAAUAGUUUCUUUGACGAAAAUGGAGAUCCGAAACUACUUAGAAUUAAAUCGGAUGCAGCAAUACCGAAUUAUGUUGCAAAAACUAGAGAAUCUAUUCGUUUCUCUAAGGGAAACAAUGACUACCGAUUUGCAAAAGAUGUGCUAGACAAGGGUGAAAUGGCACAUGUGAUGUGUCAACCAAUUGUUUAUCCAGACGGAUCCUUGAUGGCUGUUUUAGAACUAUGGCGCGGUGACUGUGGUUUUUCUUUUUAUGAAGAGGAUGAAGAAAUCGGCUACAGCUAUUUAGUUUGGGGUGGCAUUGCGAUCCAUUAUGCACAUCUUAAUUUAGUCGGACUUAAACAAAGAAAGCUCAAUGAUUUUUUAUUGGCAGUUGUUAAGUCCAUAUUUCAAGAUAUGGUUAGCAUGGAUUUGCUAGUAUCAAAAGUUAUGAACUUUGCACAGCGGCUGGUCGAUGCAGAUCGUGCUUCAUUGUUUCUAGUGGAUUCCAGAAGCAAAGAGUUAUAUGCUACGAUUUUUGAUGUAGGGCGUGAAGAUACAACUAUAAAGAAUGAAAAUGAGAACGACCAAAACAAGCCACCAACUGAAAUAAGAUUUCCUUUAGAAACUGGCAUAGCUGGACAAGUUGCCAUGACCGGUGAAAUAUUAAAUAUAAUGGACGCAUAUGCAGACCCGAGGUUUAAUCGAACGAUUGACCAAUUGACGGGGUAUAAAACUAAAUCAAUACUAUGCAUGCCAAUAUUCAUCCGAGGUAACGUAAUCGGAGUUGUUCAAAUGGUAAAUAAACACACGGGAUACUUCAACAAGGAGGACGAAGAAGCUUUUGAAAUGUUUGCAGUGUAUUGUGGUCUAGCACUGCAUCAUGCAAAACUAUACGAUAAAAUUCGCAGAUCUGAGCAGAAGUAUCGUGUAGCUCUUGAAGUAUUGAGUUACCAUAAUACGUGUACCGAACAAGAAGUAGAAAAGUGUCUGGAAGUAGGCAUUCCUCAGAAAAUAUCAGGCAUCGAUAGUUACGAUUUUAGUCCAUUUGUAGUAGAUGAAUUCCAGAAGGUCAUAUAUAGUGUGUAUAUGUUCAAGGAUCUAUUUGGCCUAGGCAGGUUUGACAAGAAUAGCCUUAUACGAUUUACAUUGACGGUGAAGAAAAACUACAGACGAGUUCCAUAUCACAAUUGGACACAUGGAUUUUCAGUGGCCAACACAAUGUACAGUAUUAUAAAGAAUUGUCCGAGUGUGUUCCGAGCUAAUGAGUGUCUGGCUUUAUACAUUGGAUCUCUUUGUCAUGAUUUGGACCAUCGAGGCAAAAACAAUAAGUUUAUGUUGGAUACGGAAUCACCUCUGGCGGCCAUAUAUACUACUUCGACUAUGGAACACCAUCAUUUUAAUCAAACG
Ochlerotatus camptorhynchus is the source of this 1952-nucleotide messenger RNA. RefSeq names its product probable 3',5'-cyclic phosphodiesterase pde-5. The record is from RefSeq and is a predicted model, not a curated record. Gene Ontology annotation, molecular function: protein binding; 3',5'-cGMP-stimulated cyclic-nucleotide phosphodiesterase activity. The annotation marks the transcript as partial. Gene Ontology annotation, biological process: signal transduction; negative regulation of receptor guanylyl cyclase signaling pathway. NCBI's taxonomy places the organism in Eukaryota, Metazoa, Arthropoda, Insecta, Diptera, Culicidae. The transcript has 7 exons.